Messenger RNA from Alternaria conjuncta, 1587 nucleotides. RefSeq lists its product as uncharacterized. The transcript is spliced from 2 exons. The record is from RefSeq and is a predicted model, not a curated record. Lineage: Eukaryota; Fungi; Ascomycota; Dothideomycetes; Pleosporales; Pleosporaceae. The coding region runs from base 1 to 1587 and encodes 528 amino acids.
AUGUCUUCCGGCCAUUCCAACAACCAGCAGGCCGCGCUCAAGAUGCGCCCCGUCACCGGAGCUUUCUUGCUCAAGCAGAGUCCUCAUCAUCUCUCGCAUGACAUCAAGGACAUCCUCGAGAAGCAUGGCGUCAAGCUCCCCCCCGGCUGUUCCCAGGAGCUCACCCGAUACCUCAACGACAAGCUUGAGGCGUACCCCAUCCCUUUCGACCCCAAACGUCCCAACCUUCAGGCGGAUCUCGACAACAGUGCUCGUCUUCGCGAUAGGAGGGCUCAGCUCAAGGAUCAGGGCGCGACUCCAAACUCACCCGCGAAGACGCUUCCUCGAUCGCGUCCCGACACCUUCUCGCGGUUCGGCAGGCCUCGCAACAUCAACGAGUCUUUCAUGUACGUUCCGUGGGACGAGCCAGUCUCGCCAUCCAUGUUGCAACCGCCGAUGCCCGUCAGCGUGAACUCGCUGCUUCAGGGCUGGCCUCUGAAAGAGAAGUCGAUCGCAGCUGUGAAGACGCCGACCAAGGUCGAGAAAGAGCAGUCUGCACAGGCCGAGAUCAAGAACUCCGUUAAGAUCGCGAAAGAGACUCCCGUCAAGGUCGAGAUUGAUGGACCCCUUAAGACUAAGAUCGAAUCGGCCAACACCACGAGGUCGACCUCAUUGAAUCAAGGGCGCGCCGACGACUAUCUCGAUGUCGCGACAGAAAAGAUCAUCAAGCGCGCACCUCUCGCUACCACAAAGGACAACCCUGUGAAGGUAGAAGAUAGCGUUGGCAGCGACGUCCAGCGCCAUAGUCAGAUUCAUCGCACCGUCGACUCCAAGUCUCCGCCUGCCCCCGUCGUCAAGCCCGAAACGGCAACCACCACGAGCGCCAAGCGCACCCUCAAAGCUUUCGAGGAUAUGGACCCCGACGCCGUCUCGUUCGCUUCUGACAACCUCGGCGCUGUCAAGAAGACCCGCCCCGCUGUCAAGCAGACACCGUCCUCCGCACCCGCCAUCAAAGUCGAGGACGCCACCUCCGGCUUCCAGAGCUCCUUCGGCUCCUCCAACUCUUCGGGCUUCCGGUCCUCGGUAUCAGAUGUCAAGCAGGAGUUCCAGGAAACGCCUGACACUACGUACCUUGGUGAGUCGCAGCAGACUCUGGGCCGGUCGCAGAGCCCUUUCAGCCAGACCCAAGAUUUCCCGAACUCUUUCUCCCGCAGCCGGUUCGGCAGCCAAUCCUUCCUGAGCCCUCCCGAUUCAGCGAUCUCACAGACGUCCGGACGUGUCGAGAUCAACCCGCGUCGCUCUGCUCGACUAUCCCAGGCUAAGAUGACCGCUGCCGGCUCGUCAGCCCCGUCAGCUUCCGCCCCGUCAGCUCCUCCAGCUCCGUCGCCUACGCCAUCUUCCGCCUCUUCUCUUGGUGUCAAGCGCCGUCGCUCCGCCAGCGUCACAGACGACGUAGAGCAAGUAGAGCGCCAGGGUCGCAACAAGAAGUUCGUGACCAAGGAGGUGGUCGCAAAACAACGCGAAGCUCGCCACAAUGAGGACGCAAAGGAUCAAAAGCGCAGUAGCGCCCAGCGUCGUGCCUCGGUACUUCGUCGUCGCCCGAUCUAG